This is a messenger RNA of Radiomyces spectabilis, 1797 nucleotides long. RefSeq lists its product as uncharacterized. The record is from RefSeq and is a predicted model, not a curated record. The transcript has 13 exons. Lineage: Eukaryota; Fungi; Mucoromycota; Mucoromycetes; Mucorales; Radiomycetaceae. Bases 1 to 1797 code for a protein of 598 amino acids. Gene Ontology annotation, molecular function: protein binding.
AUGUUAACAGAGGAUCAUUGCAGGCACGCGGCGGCUUUUGGCAUGUCGAGAUCGAGAUUGAAAAAACUAUCCCGCCGAGAAAUUACAUCGAUGGAUCUUGUCAAGCCAUGUCAUUUGCUGUUGGCAACCCACGAGCAACUUCGUUUACGCAAUAUGGCACGGUUUAUUGCGGGCUUGACAAAAGUGUUCAUGCAACAGUGUCGAUAUACAUACGGUAAAUCGAAUCCCUUGGCCACCUUUCAGAAGCGUUUCCUAACCCGUGGCAAAGAUGAUGUUUUGCUUUUGCGAGCCAAACUACGACGAGAACUGACUUGGAAUUCAUCGUUUCAGAGUGUGACGAUGCCGAAUGCCACUGCAAAUACCAUUACUUUUACCGAUACCGAUCCUUGGCUUGGCGGUUACGAUCUACAUCUAGCGACCUCGAACAAUGUCUUUGGUGACUUGUUCAGUGAAGGCGUUGUUCUAGCAGCCGACGCUGACGACUUGCUGCAACUGCAAGCUCACGAAGCUCCUACUGUAAUGCAAGACUCGCCUUUAUGGAUUGAUGAAUCCCAGGAUGUAGAGUUGAUGACGCAGGAUUUCAUGCCUCUUAUUGACAUCAAUGCAGGGGCUCCAAACUAUGAUUACGCUGCACGCUUGGACACAGAAGCAGAUUGGGCAUGGUUUGCAAAUGCACCACACGCCGGGGAAGGGUCCCAAAGAACCGACCCGUAUUCAGACCGUGAGCGAUCUCACAGUCGAACGAGAAGUUUAACAAGGGAACUACCUGACCAGACCAUGUACAUUCCAGAAAUUGAUGGUGUGUUGUCAGAUAUGGCUACCGAUUUACGACCCAUGGAAAGACCGCACCAUCGUCGACUACUUUCGUCAAGCGAGGACCCUUUAUCGCCGUUUACAGAGUACGAUGCCUAUUCGUUGGCUAGCUGGGGAACGGCCAGUGUCCGUACCGAAGAUUUGUCGGCUCUUGUCCCCUUGCUAGACACACAAGAACCACAGGAACAGGAACAGCAACAGCUACUGCCAAGACCUCGACGCCCAUCACGCAACAUGUUCAGUAGCGAUUCCACCACGCAGCCGAUUGCGUUUUACAGAAACAGGGAAGCCUUAGUCACCACGGAGGAAGCACAACGUGGCCGAGCCGCUCGUCAAUCCGCGACCAAUAUAAAGAACAUGGCGCAGCGAUUAAGGCAACCUUAUAUUACAUUGGGUCAAAGCGCGUUACAAACAAUGUGGCAAUACAGCGUAACUGCUCACACAAAUGGCGUGAACCUGAUUGGAAAUCGCGUGGUGGAAUAUGGACGGGAUAUCGAACAAGCACGACGAAUUCAAAGAGAGCCUUCCGCUCUUUUUAGCGAUGAGUUCCCUCUGCAUCAAUUUGAUGCGAGACAUCAUCAAGACACGGUAACAGGCACGUUUUAUAGUAGACGGAGUGUACCAAGCAGUCGUCGCGCCUCCUUUGAUCGAUGGCUACCCGCCCUGGAUGCGGAAGAAAUCGAUGAAACAUGGAUGGCAGACUUUGACGAAAACUUACACGGAUACAUCGCCAGUCAUGACAGUGAACAAGAGAUGGAGAAUUUUCUAAAUUACGCUCGGUUACUCGUAAAAGGAGAUGAACGGAAAGUUGCAUUUGACGCUUUACUCUCGUUGACGAACAAUGCAGUUCGAUCCGAGGCAGCAAGCACCUUUUAUCGCGUUCUCGUGCUUGCAUCUCGUGGUCAUGUAAAACCGGUUCAAUCACCUCAGGGAUCCAUUGAUAUCUGGUUUCCCGAAAACGAUACACAAUAUCCAGUCAAUUGA